UCGUUAUUGUUUAUAGCUAGAACGAAACAGAAGAUACCAACAAAAACAACAAAAGAGCUUUGGGUUGGGUUGGGUUGGGUUGAGUUGAGUUUGAUAAGGUCGUCUGUUGCACCACCAGCAAUCUUCUUCUUUCUCUUCCUUUCUCCGCACUUGGCGUGAAAGAGGCAUCAAUGGGGUCCAUAAUUCGAGAAUGGGUCGGGUUCCAGCAGUUCCCUUCUGCCACGCAAAGCAAUCUGGUGGAAUUAUUUGGCAAAUUGAAGGAAGAGGGAGUGAGUACUUUGACCAUUCUUGUUUUGGGCAAAGGUGGAGUUGGUAAAUCUUCCACUGUCAAUUCUCUCAUUGGGGAGAGAGUGGUUAAUGUCAAUUCUUUCUCGGCGGAAGUGUCAAGACCUGUAAUGGUUUCACGGAAUCGAGCUGGAUUCACAUUAAACAUCAUAGACACUCCAGGCCUUGUGGAGGGUGGCUAUGUCAGUUACCAAGCUUUGGAGUUGAUUAAACGGUUUCUUUUGAACAAGACUAUUGAUGUUUUGCUCUAUGUUGACCGCUUGGAUGCAUAUAGAGUGGAUGACUUGGACAAGCAGAUAGUAACUGCUAUCUCUGAUAGUUUUGGAAAAGAAAUUUGGCGUAAAAGUUUGCUUGUGCUCACUCAUGCACAGCUCUGCCCACCAGAUGAUCUCAUUUAUGAUGAUUUUUCAGCUAGAAGAUCAGAGUCUGUCUUAAAGACUAUUCGUGCAGGAUCACGAAUGAGGAAACGAGAUUUUGAGGAUUCUGCCAUUCCAGUUGGUUUGGUUGAGAACAGUGGAAGAUGCAAGAAAAAUGAGACUGAUGAAAAGAUUCUCCCAAAUGGCACGGCUUGGAUUCCAAGCUUGGUAAAAGAGAUAAUUGGAGUUGCUACAAAUGGGAAUAAAUCCAUUACUGUUGACAAGAAGUUGAUAGAUGGGUCUGAGUCAAAUGACAGGGGCAAGGUGUUGAUCCCUGUCAUUCUUGGGGUUCAGUGGCUUCUUGUCAAAUGGAUUCAAAGUGCAAUUAAAGAUGAUAUUGCUAGGGGGGGCAGGGGUUUGUGAGUUCUGGUCACUUCUGGUGAAGUACUUGUUCUUGAAAGGCUCUUUGAUGCUCCCUCCCUCCCUCCCUUCCCCAUCACUCUCUAUGCUUACUGCUCAAUUUUCUUUUAAUCUUUACCUUCUGAAAAUUUUAUCCAUCCUACCUGCGUGUCUAUGUUUUGCGAUGUUAGUAACGGAAAACUAGGAAAAACAGGUUCUUGUCUUUCAAUGAGUGUAUUUUUGUCUCGAAGUUUUAUCUAAUUCUGUUCAAUAUUUUUAUUUUUAA
This is a messenger RNA of Ricinus communis (castor bean), 1326 nucleotides long. Its product is annotated as translocase of chloroplast 33, chloroplastic. The coding region runs from base 171 to 1064 and encodes 297 amino acids. The transcript has 8 exons. NCBI's taxonomy places the organism in Eukaryota, Viridiplantae, Streptophyta, Magnoliopsida, Malpighiales, Euphorbiaceae. Gene Ontology annotation, cellular component: chloroplast outer membrane. Gene Ontology annotation, molecular function: GTP binding; protein-transporting ATPase activity. Gene Ontology annotation, biological process: intracellular protein transport. The record is from RefSeq and is a predicted model, not a curated record.